AUGUCGUCAACAAACACUUUCGACUCCAUUUCCACGUCCAGGGUCACAGACAAGCUCAGAGACACCCAGUACGUGCUCGAAAAUGCACCUCUCCCGAAGGAAAUCCCCCACGUGAAGGAGAUAGGAGCCACCACUGGACCUCUGGUCAGUGCCUCGUUUUUCAUCGGAGAUAGAUGCAAAGACUACAACGACGACUUCAUGAAGUGCCACCAGGAAAACGGCAAGAACGGAACCAUCAACUGCCUGACUGAGGGCCGCAGAGUGACAAGAUGCGCAGCCAGCGUGAUCCGCGAUCUGAACACCCAUUGCAAGAAGGAGUUCGAGCUGCACUUCCAGUGCCUGAACUACUCCAACAUGGAGCUCAAGAACUGCAGAAAGGCCGAGUCGCUGCUCAACAAUUGCGUGUUCAAGAGCCUCAAUCUGCAGAAACGCAUUCCGGACGACGGCAAUCGAGAGGUGUUCAAGCCGGGCAACCAGAUCUACGAGCCGCUGUCGCCGCACCCGGCGAGCGAGCGCGCCUACCGCCAGGCCACUCACGGCUGA
Molecule: messenger RNA, 543 nt
Organism: Ogataea angusta
Lineage: Eukaryota; Fungi; Ascomycota; Pichiomycetes; Pichiales; Pichiaceae
Exons: 1
Coding region: 1-543 (180 amino acids)
Biological process (GO): mitochondrial electron transport, NADH to ubiquinone
Source: RefSeq, a predicted model, not a curated record